Molecule: messenger RNA, 2682 nt
Organism: Oikopleura dioica
Lineage: Eukaryota; Metazoa; Chordata; Appendicularia; Copelata; Oikopleuridae
Source: the annotation of a GenBank genome assembly
AUGGUUUCAAUAAGUCAACUUGUUCAUUAUACUCAUGAUGUCGCGAAGCAGGUGCUUCUUGAGGCGAGAGAAAGGUCCAGGAAAACUGCGAAUAUAAAGGCUUUCAUAGCGGACAAUGCUCUCACCCAUCUGGCUUCGUACAUCAUGCAGCCGCCUCCCCCAGAGCUACUCAACCUAUCCCUUUCCGUCUUUGCCAAUUUACUGAGCGACGAAGAUGCCAAACGCCAAAUCAACCGCGAACAAAUUCAAGGACUCAUCCGUCUCCUCGACGAAACAACUGCAGAUGAAGACUUCGACGGCACACAAGAAGUUCAAAUUGAAAUGAAAGGGCGAUUGAUUCGAGCGCUGACGAAUGUUGCCCAAGGAAGCGCCGCCAAUCGCGAUAUUUUGGUCGAAAACGGCGCGUUCAAGAGCAUCGGCGCAGCGACUCUUUCCGAAGAGAAUCCCGACCUGUACGAGGUCGCCUGCCGAGCACUGAGAAUCAUUCCAUCAGACGCAGUCCAGCGAAAACUCGCAGCAACAACAUGUGCGGAAAUCCCGGCGAAGGCGCUACUCAUGGAUCGCAAAAUCGCCAGGUCCGCCGUCAGAGCAGUUUCUAAUCUGUCAAAAGCUAUCAAUCCGCAUUUGACGUCAUCCCUUCUCCAUUACGAUGGAAAGCCAAUCAAGGUUCUUCUCAGAGCGAUCACCUCUAGGACAAUUUCGACGCGCCAGGAUGCACUCAGUGCAGUUUUACGGCUGACCCAGAGAGUCGGAGCGCUACGACCGAAGAUUUGCUCCUACGGCGGUCUGCAGCUCUUCAAAGCUAACUUAGAGAAAACGGGAGGCGGGUACACUCGUUUCGGGAUCCCCUUCCUCCGCUCAAUUUGCUGCUGCAUUAGAGAAGCAAUAAAUCGAAAGAAAGUGCGAGAAAUUGGCUGCCUGAGAAACUUUUCGAAAAUUCUUGAAAAGCCAAUUACUUCGGAAACAAAACCGCUGGCGGAAGGAGAUGAGUGGAUUCUGAUGGCAAAAGCGAUUGUUCUGACUUCGCUCACGAACUUUUAUUAUGACGAUGAAGGGAUAACGGAAAUGAUAUCGUUGGAUUUUGCUUCGUCGAUUGCUACUCUCCUUCCUGAAACACUGAUCGACAUCGCCGAAAGCCCAGAUGCACCGACCGACUACGACCAUCAAAUUGCUGCUAGCUCCGAUUUGCCCACCGCUUUCAACAAAGUAGACCUCGUUGCUCCUCUAACCGCGCCGCAGAAUUCCGUCCAGAAGAUGAAAAGACUUCAAAGUAGCUCUUCGUCUGAUGAGUCUUUUGAAUCAGGUCUUAGCCCUCCCAGCUCGCCUGUCAGAAGAGCAUUCAAAAGAAGAAAACGCAGUCAUAGAACUUGGAGCAGUAGCUCUGACGAAAGUCUCGGAACUCCUGGAUUGCCCGCUUCUCGCGAUCGCUUAUCAGCAAUUGAAGCUUCGCCCGACCGAAGCAGAUCUGCAAGCCCCUUGUCAAUUUUACCUACUCCACCUCCAACACCUAAUCAUGAGCCAACCCAAACUCCCCCUGUGCAAGAAAAAGUCUCGAAUAAACUGACUCAGGAAGAAGCCGCGAUUACAAUUCUCAACAGAUUCAUGAUGGUCAAACCAAACGAAACAAUCGAGCAAUUAUCAAAGCCAGAAGUCAUCAUUGCGAUAUUUUCGUACAUCAGCAAAGGCGGCCAGCUGAAUUGGAUAAUUCAGAAGAUCAUGGAAAGCAUCAUCUCAAAGGGAAAAUUUAGCAAUCUUCUGAUCGCAAAUUUCAUGACCGUCUUGGCAAAGACAAUCGAAGACCGAUACACUCUUGAUCUCCCGGAAGACAAAAAGGACGAUCUUCUUUGCAACAUCACUGCGAAAUGGAUAGAAGAAUUUGUUGUUGCUUCAAGAGAACAUAUUUUCACAAUAGACGCUUGGCUAGAAGCCGGAGAGGAUGAUCAACAACUGGCGGUGGCGCGAACGAUUCCAUUUUUGCUCAGUGACGAGUCUAACUGGCUUCAUUUGCCGGCUUCUUUCGAUAUUUUAAAAGAUAAUAUUGAUGAGCACAGUUUUCGAUCAAUCCUUGCGUUUUGCACCGAAGCACUAAAAAAGAUCCCCCGGAUUGCAGAUAAUUCGGAAUCCCAUAAUUCGGAAUCGCUUAUGAUUGGUAAAGAUUACGAUGAUAAGCGGACCGUGACGGUGAAACUCGCAGACUGCAGCGUGACUGUCUCGCGGCGAAGGUUGGAAGAGAUUUCACCAAUGUUUCAGGCGAUGUUACAUCACGCCGAUUCAGCGCAAUUCACCGAAUCUACCGAUCUUAUCCAAUUGCCUACUUUCGAUUCGGAGAUUGUUUCGUUCGUCCUUGGAGUUUCCAAAACAAAACCAAAAGAUCCUAUCUCUGUUGAUCUCUUUUGCCAACAGUAUUUGAUCGAGGAAAACAUCAGACAAAAAAUUCAAAGCGCGCUUUGGGACUCGAUCAAAAAAGGGUUGGAAGAUGGUGAAAACGAGUCCCUUCUGAUUCACGUUUCGGAAAACUCGAAUUCCGAGCAGCUUUUGCCCUGGCCAGUGCGCGUCGUCGAGCACUUGGUUGACUUUUCCAACCGCUCGUUUUUCAAAAGAUUUUUCUUCUCCCAAUCAGAUCAUGUUUUCAACAUUCUGAAUUAUCUUCUGAGAGUUUCUUCACCGACAUCAACAUCCUGA